Molecule: messenger RNA, 873 nt
Organism: Rhodamnia argentea
Lineage: Eukaryota; Viridiplantae; Streptophyta; Magnoliopsida; Myrtales; Myrtaceae
Product: WEB family protein At1g75720-like
Exons: 2
Coding region: 67-744 (225 amino acids)
Source: RefSeq, a predicted model, not a curated record
CUUGUUAACCAUCACCACCCCCUCUCGAAGCAAAACAUACUGCUCCUUCCUCUCGAUCAGAAGAUCAUGGACGGCUUGAAUGUGAUGGCGAGGAGGGUCGAGAUUGAUCGGAGGGCGCCAUUCAAGUCCGUCAAAGAGGCGGUUUCGCUGUUCGGCGAGAAAGUCCUCGCUGGAGAGCUGGUUUGUACCGGCAAGCCCAAAGAGAUGCAGCAGAAUGGAGUCAAAGUCAACCGGCAUGCCCAUGGCCCCGACGGUGACGACAGCCUCACGGAAGAGCUGAGAGAGACGAAGCAGAGCCUCCAAAUGGCGAGAGAGGAAGGCCUGUCCAUGGCCAAGUCCCUCUCUUCCCUCCAGGAAGAGCUCGCUCGGACCAAGCGCGAGCUCCACCAUCUCAAGAAGCUGGAGCGCCACAGGGAUUCCGGCUCGAACUCGAAACAGAAGCACCCCGCCGAGGCUGCCGGCAGCGGCGGUGGCGACGACGAGAAAGAAGAUGUCAAGUUCGUGGAGAAGACGACCACGGAGUUCCAGAAGAAGCGGUACGUGACGUUCACGAACCCCGUGUCAGUGGCUCAUCACAUGGCGGCACCGCUGGCGACAGUCGACGAGGCAGUGCUGCGGAGGCAUCCCUCGCUGCGGACGAAGAAGAAGAAGGCGUUGAUUCCGCUGGGCCAGCUCAUCGGGGGGAUCUUCUCGAGGAAGAGAGGGAACAGAGCUGAAGCUACGACGUCGGCGCUACAUGCAUGAGGAUGUAGUUUAAUUUUAGUUGGAGAGUUUGGUCGAACAAUGGUGGAUCGAUCUCAUCUUGUCUUGAUUACCUUUCUUUUCCCUCAGUAUACUUGUCUGCAAAAUCGAAGAUGACAGAAAAUAAGCAUA